This is a messenger RNA of Rangifer tarandus platyrhynchus (Svalbard reindeer), 303 nucleotides long. The record is from the annotation of a GenBank genome assembly. Lineage: Eukaryota; Metazoa; Chordata; Mammalia; Artiodactyla; Cervidae.
AUGUCUGGGGCAGUGAGCGCGGUUCUGCACUCGGACCGCUCCCCCAGCGCGUGGCCAGGCCCCGGAGGUCACCGCGUGCGCCCCCGCCGGCCUCGGCCUCUGCUGGCGGAGACCCCGCGCGAACCAAACACAGUCCUGGGGAGGCGGCCCCGCGCACACAUCCCCAAACCCCCGCUGGAAGCGUCACGGCUCCGGCUCGGCUCGGCUCGAGCUCGGGCUCGGCUCGGGCUUCGCCGCGGGGUGUGCGCAGAGACCCACCGGGCGCCCACGCUGCGCUGGGAGAGCUGCCGCACCCCUCGCUGA